UGGAUCCACAUGUGGAAGUUAUGGCAGGCCCUUCAGUUUAUAACUUCACCAUGGAGUCACUGGAAGGGAAACCUGUUUCUCUUGGGGUUUACAGAGGGAAAGUUCUUCUCAUCGUCAACGUGGCCACCUUCUGAGGCUCCACUGUCAAGGAGUACCACAAGCUGAAUGCACUCAUGGACAGGUUCAGUGGUGAGAACUUCACCAUUCUGGGAUUCUCAUGCAAUCAGUUUGGACUACAGGCACCAGAGAAGAAUCACGAAACCCUGGACGUCCUGCGCUGUGUCAGACCUGGCGGCGGUUUCACCCCAAACUUCCCCAUGUUCAGUAAAAUCGAGGUUAAUGGGCUGAAUGAGGAGCCACUGUACUCCUUCCUGAAGGAGUCUCUUCCUUCUGUGAACCCUGUUAUUGGAGACAUCAAGAAACUCUACUGGUCUCCGAUUAAAGUCAACGACAUCCGCUGGAACUUUGAGAAGUUUCUUAUCACUGCUGAUGGGUUGCCAUUUAAGCGCUAUGACCCCAGUCUCCCUUUUGAAGAGGUGGAGAGAGACGUAGCUGCACUCCUUUAACUCCUCGAGCUGUUCUGUCUACUCCUCAGCUGAUCUCAGAUCAGCUCAGUGCAGGGUUUCAUUAUGACUUGUAUAAUAUACUGUAAAAAUCUCACUGACCACAGAACAGAACAGGUCCAUAUAGAUAUAAACCCUGAUGAUAUGCAAGUACAUU
Tachysurus vachellii is the source of this 720-nucleotide messenger RNA. It is a transcript of the gene gpx9, whose product is annotated as glutathione peroxidase 9. The record is from RefSeq and is a predicted model, not a curated record. Gene Ontology annotation, molecular function: glutathione peroxidase activity. NCBI's taxonomy places the organism in Eukaryota, Metazoa, Chordata, Actinopteri, Siluriformes, Bagridae. Gene Ontology annotation, biological process: response to oxidative stress. The transcript has 5 exons.